CGAGCGGUGCUAUGUAACUGGUGGAGGGCCUAACGAGAGCUAAAAAAAUAUGCCGAGUAAUUGUACCGUGAAAAUUGGCGAUAAUUUCCGUUCUGCUAGACCUUGCGCGACAUGAUUCGAUUGCUCCGAGCCGCGGAAAGCAUAUAAGCGAUAAUUUAUGGAUUGAAUAAUAAUGGCGAGAGUAGAUGAGUUCAGCUUACCGUAUUGAGAAACAGUGGCAGUGACCAAGUCCGAGCCGGACCGAAACCGAAGAUAUCUCGAAAAGUGAUUCAAUUACGCUGCUAAUGCCUUCGAAUAAAUUACAAUAAAUUUGUCGCUCGUCAACCACUUGUGCGCGUGGGAAGAUCCAGUACGAACUCAUCCUUUGUAUUUUCGUUGCUCAUCCUUGUCUAGUACGGUUCUUGGAGUGCCCGGUACUCAUGACGAACUCCUGAACAAAUAACGACAUACGCAGCGUUAGUGCUUAUCCCAAACCCAUCGAAGUAUACAACAGACAGACAGCCGGGGAUAUUUGCACUCGAAGUCGAUUGUCGAAGUCUAGAUUGAAGGGUAUUUGAUAAGCAGAGCGAGCGAAAUGUGAACAUCUCAAGUGAACAAUUCCAGAAAAAUCCCCAUUUCAAUGGGGUGCUGUCACUUCGAUCGGAAAGCAAAGGAUCUAUUCACAAUUUGAAAAAUCUAUAUGUGUAGAUUUCGGUCGUUAGAUGUUUCAAUCCUAAACUAACAAUGAAUCAAAACAAGGAUGGAUGCGAGGCUGUGAAGUGAAUGGUUUGGUCCUUCGGAAAAAUCAUCGACAGAAGAAAAAAGUAGAAAGCCGACGGAGAACUCUUUAGAGCAAGGUUGAGCUCGCAUGAGUUGAGUCCGCUACCGGGAAAACACGUGGGGAAUCAAAGCAAAUAUUUACGGUAGAGUGUUUUCGCUAAUCAAAUUUUCCGCUGCUGAUGUCAUUGAUGAGUGGGACGCAAAUUUUGCCCUUUCUGGUUCAAAUAUUUGAAUACUGGUGUUUGCUACUAACCUAAAUCAAUUUGAAAUCCGUUCGUUCCAAGUGUGUAGUGACGCUCCACUCCGGGAUACGUAGAAGUCGGAACGAAGAGUUUAUGUUCUUUUGAAGAAACCGGAAAUAAUUUCACGGAUUGUGCACAGUGCUUUACAAAAUCCCCCAGACGAAAUUGGAAGCUGAAAGCUUAAGAAAGUCUCGAAAAACGUCGUCCAGAAUCACGACUUAGUCGGAGAAAAUCCUCUCAUGGAUAUGGGUUCAGUAAGCAUCGAGCUAUGUGGAUUGUGGGUGGGUACGAAAGCAGAAGUAACAUUGGGUUCCCAGUGAACACAAUCAACCCAUAGAAGGGAAGCACGUGAAACGACGAGCACUUGGAGUAUGUGCUGCCGCUUGCCCUCCCAUCAAAGUCAAGUCAGAAAAAUAUAAAUGUUAAGUGGUGCAACUACGGCAUCAGUGUAUUCGAGCGUGAAAACCUGCUACAUUCAAGCGAUAAGCAUAGAGUGAAUUUGAGAGUGCUGAUUUUUCUCUUGAACAUCUUCUCAAAUCCAACUAAAUUAAUAAAGAACUUGGAGUCAUUCAAAGUUGGAAUAAAUCUUGCCAGUUAAAGAAGAAAGUUGUAGCACAAAAAUAAAAAUUCUAAUAAAAAGAAAAAAUAAGCAAGAGGAUUAAACGCUUGAGCUCCUUAAGCUUUCAAUUCCUCUUCGAAGUAUCCGAGGCAAAAGUGAACCGUGUGUGCCCAGUGUAUAAUCCUCAUCGUCUGGGAGUGGAUUUAUUCUCACAUGUGUGUACCAAACCCCCGAUAAUAAUUACUUUGCAGAACCUUUCCAAAUAGGCAAAAUGAAAAUGUGCCACCCGCAGUGAUAGCGUUGCGUUUUUAGUAGUGGCGCCCAAGCUCCGGAAACGUCAGUGGCAGAUAUUCCCAGCAGCCAAGUUGUUCGUCCGUCAUCGUUAACUUUUCAUCCAAUUUCAUCGGGACCGGAGAAAACAUCUCACUCCGUUGGGGCGGAGAAGAACAGUGUUUGUGUGCCAGUGAGCGAACCGUGUAUGUGUUUUGAAUUUCUAUGCAGAGGUAAAUAACUGCUACUGCUCCGCAUCUCGACUAGAUCAAAGAAAGAGUUCCAACGGAAUCAGUUCCAGGAAGGCUGCAGCGUUUUUGCAGGGCGGAUCCGGUUGAUGGUGCUAAAGAAACAUUAACCGGAACACAAGAGGCAAUCAUCCUGCAUUGAUUAAGGUCGGCGGCAAAGGCCAUCCUUUCUCCAGUGAACAAUGAACGGGCUGGACUUGCGACAAUGUUCCUCCUCAGGAACUGGCACUGCACCACCGGCCAGCACUGGCAAAGAGUGAUAAAAAUCUAUUGAAUAUGCAGUCAAGUGAGAAAUGCCUUACCACAUUGCAUCCUUCAUUGGCAUUGUCCUGCGAGCGAGUGCAAACGACGACGACAGCGUAGCAAGGACAACGGAGAUCAAACUGAAAAUUGUUGAAAAGUGAACAGUUUCAAGGGUGAAAUCACACGGAAGCAUAAAAAACGGCAACCAUUGAAAAGUGAAGAAUACUUCAUGAAGGAUGGCAUGGGUGCAGGAGGAAGAUCAUUGGCAAUUUUCUAGCUAAACAGAGGAAAAGUGGAAGAAAAUGACAAUGUCAACAAUUGUCUCUUGGUGCACCCUUCCCCCGGAAGCCACGUCGAUUGCAUCAGUUUUAGAAACUUCAAAAAACUUAUCUUAAUUUGAAAGUGAUUUUCUACUCUUACAUAAUUCAUGGUCGUCUCCCACCGAGUUCAAUCCCAUCAGCAGCACACACAGACCCGAUUGUGGGGUGGUGAGGAAAAACGAUUACGCUUCCACCGCACCGCAGCGGAAGUUGGUGGUGGAAUAGUGUGCUUUAGCAAGUCGCUUCCGGAAGCGCGAUACGGUACUUCACCCUCGUCGAGAGGGGAGGGAUAACAACUCGGGGUUCGUCCCAGCUGAAGAGAAAACUUUCCUGCCACCAAGCCGCCUUCCAUUAAGCUUCUGGCUUCAACUUUAGCGACCUGUAUACUUCUGACAGCUUGUACAUAGUAGAACGAUUUUUUUGCACACUAGUUUGUAUGUGUAAAUAGGCAUUUUUUCAGUUUGACCCAACAUAAGACCAUGCUUCUGGAAAAUCCUCUCCGUCAGACUGCAGCAUCCUGAUAAACACGGCACUAAAUUCGAGGCUUCAAGUUUAUGCCUUUCCGUGCCUCUCUCUGCUUCUUAUAGAAUUCUGCUGGUCAUUGCAACUUUUUUCCCAAAAGAUCGGACAAACUAGCGCUGAAGACGAAACGCCAGCUAAGUGUAGUUAUUUCUAAACAGUGUAGCAACAAUAUUAUUUUACAACGGUUACAUAUUUUCUCUCGACUGCUGGUCCUGCUAUAACGGAAGGACGACACAAAAAAAGACUGAAGGUUCUGCAGGUUUUCAGAAUAGAAGCAUCUGAUGUCAAGCAGAGUUACCCGGCAAGUAUGUACCAAGUGAGACAGUGCAGAGUGUAAAAGUAUGCUCACGGGAAACCGGAAGUGAUAACGGUUGCCUGAACUACUCUUGUGAAGAGUUCUGAAAGAAAGCGCACUCUACGUAGGGAGCAAAAAAAAUUAAACGAAAUAAGUGGGUUAUUCGCGGGUGUUGCGGUGGUGAGGACCGGUAGAAGAAGCGACACAGCACGGAAACUUGCGGUGGCAGCACUGAAGUGGCACAGCAACGGAACGGGAUGAGCACAUUCAAAAUGACAAUGAUGAGAAGCUACAUACUCUGCAUGCUGUGGAUGGCUGUUUUCCUCGACAUGAGCGAUACAGUUAACGGCUCCCAGCGAGAGGCAUCCAAACAGCAACCGCAGCAGCAACAACAGCAGCAAACCACUACGAAGGAUGCAGCUGGCCAAGUGAAUCUCCCCGGCAGCAGCAGCAGUAGUGGCAGCCGAGGCAGCAAUAUCGAAGCCACUGACGCCACCAGGACCGGGCCGUACUUUGAUCUGGCGGCGUCUAAAAACGUAACCGCGCUGCUGGGGAAAACAGCAUAUCUGAACUGCAGAGUGAAAAAUUUGGGCAACAAAACGAUGUUGCUGCAAGUGUCCUGGGUGCGGCACCGAGACAUUCAUCUGCUCACCGUCGGGCGCUACACGUACACCUCCGAUCAACGAUUUCGGGCGAUACAUCAUCCCCACACAGAAGACUGGAGCCUGCAGAUCAAGUAUCCGCAGCACCGAGACUCUGGCAUCUACGAGUGCCAGAUCUCGACCACGCCACAUAUGAGCCAUUUCGUGCAUCUGAACGUAAUAGAACCAUCGACGGAAAUUAUAGGAGCACCGGAUCUGUACAUCGAAAGCGGAUCGACGAUAAAUCUGACGUGCGUUGUGAAAGACUCCCCCGAGCCACCGGCCUACAUUUUCUGGAAUCAUAACAACGUGAUUAUCAGCUACGAUUCUCCCCGUGGAGGCGUAUCCGUAAUCACGGAAAAAGGCGACACAACCACGUCGUUCCUGCUGAUUCAGAGCGCCCGGCCCUCUGACUCCGGACAGUACACCUGCAAUCCGUCCAACGCCAAAAGCAAAAGUGUCACCGUACAUGUGCUGAAUGGUGUUUCCCAUUCUGUUUCUAGGGGAGUUCCCAGCAGCAAUGCAGCGCGCGGGCCAACCGCAUCAUCGCACGCCCCAGCAUCAUCAGCUCUUGGUGUUUCUGUCUGUUUUUGUAUCGUCGCUGUUGUGCUACAGGCUGGCCAUAGGGCCCGGAAUGCUUGCCCCGACGUAGCCAGUUUACUAGACGCCUACGCAUCCCUAGUCACUAGACUGUUUCUGUUGCUAACGCACACAAUCUGUAGAACGCUGAUCAAUCAAAUUACGAAAUUAAAUCAUCGCCUAAGGUGCAUCAUCGGUAGCAGCAUACGACCGCCACUGGCCCUAGGGUCAAGGCUGGCGGUGUCUUCACGACAGUUGACGCUUCUUUUUCUCCGACUAAUGCAGCAAAUCACUUCUUCCCUGUCACAACGAUGGCAGCACAGCCACUGUCGGAGGAUAUCGAGCCUAGGGUUGUUGGUCGAGUCCGUCCUUCCGCGGCGGACGCUAGAGACGAUUUCUCGAAUAUUCCGGGUGGUGCUACUUAAUCAUAACGGACACGAGUUCGAGUUUGCGUUAAAUCACUUGUGGAAUCAAAGAUUCGCAGUUAGAUGAGAAAAUUUUAAUCUGUAGGUUAAUCAAUCAUGUAUGGUUAUUGUAAAUUCAGCAUUAACAAAAAAAUAUAAAACCUAUAAAUAAAACAAAUAAAUGAAAUAUAGGCUAAAGUGAUCUGUUAUUCAUAAGCUUUAGGUAUCUAUGACUAGAAUCAAUGAAUGAGUUAAAGAAAAAAAAAAUCAAAUUCAUUUUCCAAAGGAAAGCAGCUAAAGUGAACGGUGGGUAGGUUAAUUCUGAAAGAACGAAUACUGAUCUAAUUUUUAAAAACACGUUGAAUCGUUAUGGUAAAGAGUAUUGGUGAUUGAGUGAUAUUUUCAUAUUAAGAUUAUUACGAAGAAAACCCAAACCCGAGGAAAUAUAAUGAACUAUGAGAAAAUACCAUAAAACAAUAUAUGAUAAAUGAAUGUACAAAAUUAUGGACAGUAUAUAAAAGGAAAUAAACCUAAAACGUAAACA
Armigeres subalbatus is the source of this 5626-nucleotide messenger RNA. Its product is annotated as zwei Ig domain protein zig-8-like. The record is from RefSeq and is a predicted model, not a curated record. The coding region runs from base 3716 to 5170 and encodes 484 amino acids. Gene Ontology annotation, cellular component: neuron projection membrane. The transcript is spliced from 9 exons. Lineage: Eukaryota; Metazoa; Arthropoda; Insecta; Diptera; Culicidae. Gene Ontology annotation, biological process: synapse organization.